AUGUCUGACGCUGGACGACAGGACUUCACCGACAAGGCCUCUUCGGCCAUCAAGCCCGACUCGCAGAAGGGUCUCGGCGAGAAGGCCAAGGAGAACCUCGACAAGGCUGCCGCCACUGUCCAGCCCGACUCGACCAAGUCUGACUCGCAGAAGGCCGGCGACAAGCUCAGCGGCAGCGACAAGUCGGACGAGUCGAUCAUCGACAAGGCCAAGAACGCUGUCGGCCUCGGCGGCAACACCAACCACUAA
Kalmanozyma brasiliensis GHG001 is the source of this 249-nucleotide messenger RNA. RefSeq names its product Heat shock protein 9/12. Bases 1 to 249 code for a protein of 82 amino acids. Lineage: Eukaryota; Fungi; Basidiomycota; Ustilaginomycetes; Ustilaginales. The transcript has 2 exons. The record is from RefSeq and is a predicted model, not a curated record.